Ogataea haglerorum is the source of this 1302-nucleotide messenger RNA. RefSeq lists its product as uncharacterized. The record is from RefSeq and is a predicted model, not a curated record. NCBI's taxonomy places the organism in Eukaryota, Fungi, Ascomycota, Pichiomycetes, Pichiales, Pichiaceae. Gene Ontology annotation, molecular function: ornithine decarboxylase activity. The transcript has a single exon. Gene Ontology annotation, cellular component: cytoplasm. The coding region runs from base 1 to 1302 and encodes 433 amino acids.
AUGGCUCCGUCGGUGCUCGUCCAGCCGGUCACCUUGUCCAAUACCGGUCUGAAAAAUGCGUGGAGCAGCGUUUCUGAGUUUCCACCCCACGCAGAAUCUCUUCUGGGGGCCACUUUGCUCUCCAAAAUCCAGAGCGUCGACCACAACACCUGUGAACCAGACGAACUCGAUCCGUUCUUUGUGUGUGACCUGGGCGAACUGAAACGGCUUGUCAGACUUUGGCGCAUAGAGAUGCCACGUGUGGAGCCUUUCUACGCAGUGAAGUGCAACAACGACGAAAAACUGCUGCACACACUGCUCCAGAUGGGGCUCGGCUUUGAUUGUGCUUCCAAGACCGAGAUCCAGAAGAUGUUGUCCUUGGGUGCCGAUCCGUCCAAAAUCAUCUACGCCAACCCUUGCAAGGCCGUCCCUCACGUGCGCUACGCACGUCAAAAUGGUGUCAACCUCACCACUGUGGACAACGUCGACGAGGUGCGCAAGAUAGCUGCUCACCACCCUGGCUGUGGAGUCCUUAUCCGCAUCCACACGGACGACUCCGACGCCACGUGCCCGCUGUCCAUCAAGUUUGGUGCAUCGUUGGACGAGGCGCGGACUUUGGUUCAGGAGUGCGCCAAACUGGGGCUCAAUCUUGAGGGUGUCGCAUUCCACGUUGGUUCCGGUUGCAAGAAUUUCAGCACCAUCGAGACAGCCAUCAGAGACUCCAGGAUGGUCUUUGACUACGCCGAGUCUCUAGGUUAUACCUUGAAAAUGCUCGAUAUUGGGGGUGGUUUUUCGAAGCCCACGUUCCACGCAUCGGCGGCCGUAUUUCGGUCUGCUCUGGACACCCACUUUGCUGCUGAUGAGUUCCCAGAUCUCCAAAUCAUCUCUGAGCUGGGCCGCUUUUUGGCAGCCUCGUGCUUCACCCUCGCGGUCAAUGUCACGUCCAAGCGGUCUGAUGCCUUUCAGGAAAGAAUAUACGUGAACGACGGUGUUUACGGCAACCUCAAUUGUAUUCUGUUCGACCACCAGAAGGUCGAGCCUAAAGUGCUCACCUCGCAUGGUCGGUUUGUGUUCCACUCAAAUUACAACCACCCAGAGAAGGAGCUCGCUGCGGCAGCCAAUCCGUCCAAACAGUAUUCUGUCUGGGGUCCGACCUGCGACGGACUGGACUGUAUCAGUCCAAACUGUAGGCUGUCUCAGGAGGUCAUUGCUGGUGACUGGCUUUACUUUAAAGAUACAGGUGCCUAUACAUCUGCUGCAGCAACAAACUUCAACGGGUUCACCGCAAAGAGCGAGUGUUUGUAUAUCGACAGCUACCAAUAG